Molecule: messenger RNA, 552 nt
Organism: Penicillium canariense
Lineage: Eukaryota; Fungi; Ascomycota; Eurotiomycetes; Eurotiales; Aspergillaceae
Product: DUF1770 domain-containing protein
Exons: 3
Coding region: 1-552 (183 amino acids)
Biological process (GO): mitophagy
Molecular function (GO): mitochondrion autophagosome adaptor activity
Source: RefSeq, a predicted model, not a curated record
AUGGCGGACCACAUCCUGGAGGUCGCUGAGACCAUCCAGUCUGCCUCUAUUGUCUCGAACCCGUCUGCUGCCCACGACAUCAACCCGGCCACCGCAGCCUCAGAAAAGCAACCUGUCGUCGCAGCCCCGGCUUCCGAUGCUGGCAGCCUCUCGUCGGACAUUGUCGACCCAAGCCGGGUCAUUCGACCCAUCCGUCGGCGCCACACGCUUCCCCCUCUGCCCGAUCUGCGCUUUGAACAGAGCUAUCUGGCUAGUUUGAAGGAUGCCGACACCUGGGGACGGGUGACGUGGAUUACCGUUAGGGACCAGGUCCUCCUCCCUCUGAUUCAAGGCACAGUUUGGACACUCGCGCUCGCCGGGUGGCGGUUCUGGAACCGCAGUGCCUCGCUCAGUGGACAUACCCUCGGAAGCAGGAUCCGCAGGUGGUGGUAUGAGGUCAACAACUGGAAGCUGCCGCCUCUUGGUUGGACCAAGGAUUCAAAGCUGGCCUCGCAGGUUGAAGAUUUCUUGCAGUUCUACAAAGCCCAGUUUUCUAACGCUGGUUCUGACUGA